Messenger RNA from Macrobrachium nipponense, 6967 nucleotides. RefSeq lists its product as uncharacterized. The transcript is spliced from 18 exons. The coding region runs from base 3401 to 6931 and encodes 1176 amino acids. NCBI's taxonomy places the organism in Eukaryota, Metazoa, Arthropoda, Malacostraca, Decapoda, Palaemonidae. Gene Ontology annotation, molecular function: protein binding; site-specific DNA-methyltransferase (cytosine-N4-specific) activity; DNA binding. The record is from RefSeq and is a predicted model, not a curated record.
GGUGGAACCGGCCCGGCAAGACGUGUCCGAGGCGCUGCGUUGGCCGACGUUACGCGAACCGACACUCGCCAACAGAACCCCCCUCCCCUCCCAUCUCCUCCCCCUGGAAAGAAAACCAUAAUGUGAAAUGGGUUGAGCGAACCCCCCAUUAGUGGGGUUGUCAGCCAAAUGUGCUGACUCUUCAGUUUUCUUUGGCCAGAGACGAGCUUUUAGACCCCCCAAAAAAAGAAAGAAAAAAAAAGUGCAGGAGUCCAAUUCGAAAUUGCAUCGAAUAGUUUUUAGCUUUAGCGUAAAGUUUUGUACGAGUGCGGUUUCCGUGUGCGUGCGUGCGUGUGUGCGUUAUUUUUUACCGGGUUCGUCCAAAGUUGAACUGAGAAGAAUAAUACCAACGCAACUGAUUAUUUCCAAGCAAGCGAGAAGUUUCUCACUGAUAAUUAUCGCGAAGCCCUUACGCGUAGCAUGUUUUACCAAGAGUGAUCAUGGAGCCAUAAGUGUGGUCGUCGUUCGAGAGAGAGAGUCUGUAGUGAAACUAAUGUAGAUUUUGUUAGUUGUAAAGAGAUUAAAGUGAACUGUUGAACUUUUGUGUCAAGUAAAAUGUUAUAUAUAGUGUUACUGUGUUAAGUGAUGUGUGCAUCAAUGUCGAUUACCCAGAUAUAUGUAUUCACCGUAGGAAUCUUAGAUGUCUUUGUUAAUUAAUUAAGGAAGAAAAAUAAAUAGUAUCUACAAAUAGAAGCUUCAAACCCACAAAUUUUUUCCUUUUGUGUAAUCAACUAAUCAUAUCGUUGUUAUGCUACCGAGUCUAUGAACCUUAAACCACAAAUUGAUUUCCGACUGCGAGAAAACCAAUUUUUCCCCAAAAAGAAAGAAAAUUAAGAAGUUAAAUUAAGAAAUUAGAUGAAUUCAUUUAGGUGAAGUAUAUUAGCUUGUCGUCUUUGUGAGUGUGUUUUUCCGUGGUUAUUCGUUGUAUUGUUUCGAUCGAUAAUCGGUGAUAAUUUAAAAAAAAUAAAUAGAUAUUGAAAUUUAGUAUUGAGUUUGAUUCUAAGUCUGAUGGAAGCAAAGUGAUUUUAAUGAUAAGGAAGAAAAUAGUUAUAUCAAAGGCUUCGACGAAUUAUUGAAAAUGUUGUGUUUGUACUAAUACUCCACUUACGCCAUACAAAGGUUUGUAACAUUGUUGCUGUUAUUAUCGAGAUAUUAUAAAGUCUAUAUGUACGUAUAUAUUAGAAAAAGAAUGUUAAGAAAUUCAUGAAAGAGUCAGAUAUAUGUAUUAAUAACACAAACUGUUAGAUAUUGUUAAAAAUAUAUAUAACAUAUAUAUUGAUUUUUAGCAAUUGUCAAAAUAUUGAUCGAAGAGAAAAAAAAAUCUUCGAAAUAUAUCGAAUCAAAAUAUUAUCAAGGUUGUACUUUAGCCGAUAGUUGGAUGAAGUAAAAUUAUAACAAGCGAUAACAGGAAAGCGAUAUCUCAGUAAAGAGAACCGAGGAACCGGGUGAAUCAAGAAGAAAACAGAGGGAAGAAAUAGAGAAGAUAGGUGAAUGAAUUAAUUGAAAAGGAGACGUUGCAGCAGGAGAAUAACUAAGAGCUCCUUUGCGUGCAUCACCUCUUCUCAUCGGGCAUAAGACACAGGGCUUGGAAACGAAUAAGGAGGAACGCCCAUGGCAACAACUGCUCGCUAAUUUAGGGUGACACCGUCUCCACCUCUUCCUCCACCUCCCACUCAGUCGUCAACCCGGCGGAUAUAUGAACACAUUCACACUCCCUUAGUUGCUCUUCUUCGUCUCUCCUCGCCUUCCUUUCGAUGUCAUCAUGGCAUAUGUGAAAUGAGAGAGAAUUAUAGGGCCCGUAACUGUCGAUACGUCGGUCAUCCUGUCAGCCACUCCUCCCGCCCAGAUCGACAUUUAGAGUACAAUAUCGAGAAACGAGAACUGGUGGGUUUUCCUCUGAAAUCCUUCAGAUCCCUUCACACCGCCGGAGUAGUUCCUUAGUAUCCACUGCUUUAGCCAAGACCCUGAAGAACUUAGCUUAAUCUGUGACACUGCCUUUCCCCCAAAGAAAAGAAGAUGACCCUGAUACUUCCUUAAUUCUUAAUGAGUGCCUAUAGUUGUAUUCAUCACUUGUAGCGUUGCUUGCGUAGCAGUGUAUGACAGGACUUACAAAAGGACCGGAGGUCGACUCUUAAAGAAAACCAUAUAUGGUAAGAAUAUAAAUUGCUUUGGCCGCUCUACUGUUGUACUGCUUGCCAAAAAGAGGAUGAAAAUGUGAAAACAAAUCAAAUCUUGACCAAGGAAAAAAGGAGAAGACUUUCAGUGGAGUUCUUGUCUUGAUAUAUUAUAAAGGGCUCUCAUAAUAAAUUCUGAAUCAAAAUUAUAAGGCUUUGGAGUCAGUGUUUCGCAUGCAUGCUUUGAAACAAAAAGAUAGAAGUGUUUAGAAGUUGAAGCUACUUGGAAAUCGUCCUAAAAGUUCUUUCAACAUAUGUUUUACCCUAAACCUACUGGAAUGUAUACAAUAAGAUUAAAAGUAAUCAUUAGAACAUCGAAUAUUAGUGCAUUUUAUCUAGAUGAUAAUAAAACACAAGCAAUAAACAUUUGAUUUCAUGUCUGCUUAGAGCUACAACAAAUUUCAAUAAUUACAACCAAGUGAAAUAAAUUUUUCAACGGAACUCAGUCACACAGUGAACUAAAUUCUCUAGGAGGAAUUAUUGUAUUGUUACGUCAUUCGUCGAAAUAAGGAAAUUAGUACCCCGAGUCUUUGGAAAUUUUGUGCCAUUAGGAAAUAAGAAGUCUUAAGAUAAGAACAUUCCAACUUCCCUGUUUCGUUUUUGUGGUGUCCCUUCAAAAUCUGUGAAAGAAGGAAAGGUCUGUUUAGCUCUAGAAAUAGAAUCUCGAAGUCAGAGAUCAUAAAAUUUAAAAUAAAUUUAAGCAAAUAAAAAAGUCUGAAAGCCAGAGUUUUCUUACAUGUGUUCAGUUUGAGUGGUCCCUUCAUCUGACGUUCUGUUUCGUGCAUCGUAUCUGACGAGGGUCGAUUGAAUCCCUCACCAAAAGGCAAAGGACACCGAAAGGCGGAAGCAAAAGCAAUGAAAGCAAGGAGGAGCUAAUAUUCCAAUGAUCCAAUCUACUCCUCGGCCGUGAAUCAAGACUACCAACCCGAACCUGAUUUAUGGGCCGUCGUUCACCCGAUUCCAGUGACUCAAUGGAGCCAUAGGAAGAACCAAUGACCUUGCUCAUUUGGCCAAUGACCUUGUUCACUGGACCAAGACAACGAGAUUGCCAAACUUCUUCCACCGCCUCCCAGCGCCCCGCCGAUCGCGGCAGCUGUCACUGGGAGAAAGUCUAAGCUUGCGUCGCUGGGAUAAAUCCUAUACCGUGAAGUGCCCUCGAAGGAACAGACUUAUGAAUUCUGUUAGCCAUGCGGUACCCCAGGAGGUGGUUGACGCUAUGGACGUGGCUCUGCCUCGGAUGUAUCGCCAUGAACGCGGACGGCAUUUCUGACACGAUAACGGAAGAAGAAGUGUUGGUCAUGGUGGAAGGGGUAGAAGGGGAGAGUGCCUCGUUGCCCUGUGACCUUAACCCAACCGACCCGCAGGAUAAGGUUAACCUGAUCCUCUGGUAUAAGGAUGAGGAUAAAGACCCUAUUUACAGCUACGACGCCAGGCUGGCCGUAUUCGACAGCGAUAGGCACCACCUGAAGGACCUGCGACUGAAAGGAAGGGUCAGCUUCAAUCCUUCUCCCGGGCCACCCGUACCCCACACCCUCACCCUGGGCAGGCUUUCCAUCAGCGACCGAGGGAUAUACAGAUGUCGCGUGGAUUUCAUGAGAGCCCAGUCGAGGACGGUGGGAGCCGAACUACGGGUCGUGGCACCCGUAGAUUCGCUCAUCAUCACGGAUGGCGAGGGCCAGCCCGUGCCACCGGUCCUGUCCCCCAUCGCCGAAGGAGGGACACUCAACAUCACUUGCACUGCCAAAGGGGGUCGUCCACAGCCGAAAGUUUCGUGGUGGUUCGGAGAAUCGGUCAUCGACGACUCCUGGUCGGCGGAAUCAACCGGAAUAGUGACCAACACCUUGGUUUUGAGUCCCCUGACCCGCGCGCAUGCGCACUCGGUUCUCGUCUGCAAGGCUGCCACUGCAACUGUAGCUGUGACGACAGCGACAGUCACCAUUGACAUGUACCUCCGACCUCUGUCAGUUGAACUGACGGGAGCGGCAGUGACAGGUUCCGUACGUGCCGGGGACAUGCUCGACCUGACCUGUACGGCCAGAGGAUCUAGACCGCAGCCUGUAAUCUCGUGGUAUAAAGGAGCCAACCUCAUCCAUUCAGAGAAUACAGAUAAGAAAGCCGUAACGGGCGUAGGAGGAGUCAGCCAAGUGAGGGAACAAGUGAGCAGGAGAGACAACGGCGCCAGAGUGACAUGCAGGGUGAUGAAUCCUGCUCUGCCUCGCCAUACUUUACAAGAACACAUUGUCAUCAACGUUACAUACCCACCCGAAGUGGAAUUACGCCUGGGGGCGCCUCUGAAGGGAUCGGUCGUGAAGGAGAACUCAAACCUGUAUCUCACCUGUCACGUCGAUGCCAAUCCACCGCCUCACACGCUCGUCUUCAUGCAUCAGGGCCAGAAAGUCACCGCAGACAAAGGAGGAAGAGUUUUGAUCAACGGCAACAACUUGGUUAUGAACAAGGUGAAAAGAAAUCAAGCCGGCGAGUAUUCCUGCGCAGCCAUCAACUCCCAGGGAAACGCCACCAGUUCUCCGCUCAACGUCACCGUUCUCUACGCCCCCGUGUGCGCCAGUUCGAAAGACGUCUGGGCCGAGCCCGGCAAGACCAUCACCACCCAGUGCCACGUGCAGGCUUCGCCCAUGAAGCCCCUUUACUUUUCUUGGGUCUGGAUGACCAACUCCGAAUCCAGGAGGAUCAUCCCGUCCCACGUCAGCUCCGAGGGGUCAUCCUCGACGGUGACCUUUACGGUGCCCAAGGAUAACCUGACCGAGGUUGGCUCCAACAAGCAGCUGGGCGUGUUGCAGUGCUGGGCGGAAAACACUGUGGGCCGCCAAGACGCCCCUUGUGUUAUCUCCGUCAGGAAACCUUCAGCCCCUGCUGCGCCCAGAAACUGCACAAGGCAGGACUCCGGUCGUGAGGUGGUGACGGUGAACUGCCAGCCGAGUGAAUCCUCCACGUCGAUGCCCCACACAUACCGAUUGCAGGUGUACCAGGUGUACGAUGGACAGAAGAGGAAGCUUAUUCACAAUGUUUCAAGUAGUCGUCCCAGGUUUACUGUGAGAGGGCUGAUGUCUGGCCAGGACUACGCCUUGUACGUUUCGUCCCACACGUCCUUUGGCAGGAGUCCCUAUCACCUCGUGGAGUCCUUCACCUACAAAGCAGCAGAAAACCGUAUGCUAGGAAGUGAGGAUUCCAUGCCGUCGCUCUCCACCAUCAUCAUGUUCGUGGGGGGCGUGGCCGCCAUCGUCGCCAUCGUCGUCAUCUUCAUCAUCACCGUCAGAAUUAAAAUGAGGAAAGCGAGCCACAAGUGUAUUCGUCGUACUGCCACUGCCACUGAUUCUGUUAUACCGAAGAAACCACCAUCCCUAGAGGGCAUUACUGCAGCUGCCAGUUCAAGUGCCCUUCCAACUUUCCAAGAAUCCUCUUCUGUGAAAAGGGAUUCUCUUCAUCCUAAGGAUGCUCUCCAGCUUCAGUCAUCCCAUAUGAAAGAAACAUCUCCCUCCUCCUUCGCGCAUCACACCUCUCACUCCUCACAAACACCUCACACCAAAGAAGCUAUUCCACUCCAGCCCAUCAUCCGCCAGCCUUCCAAGACACUGCAACCGAUCAUCAAGGAGAACGGUCGCUCUGAGAAGAGUUCUCAGGGCAGGACUGUCCUGUUUGUGGAGCCACCGAAGGCUCAAAGUGGUAUUUUGGUGAACAAAAGUGAAGUGCCAAGAAACUCUUAUGAUGUAUAUCCUGGCAGGAGAAGAGCCAUGAAAGAUCCCAAUGGGGACGUCAAGCACUCCCCUUACAUUCACCGUGGUUCUUACUCGGACAUGCGCACAUCCUACGGUGCGGAUCAUGAUCCCCUCUCUAGAUAUCAUGAGAUGGAGUUGCCUCCCAGGCGAUACAGGUCUUUGGACGAUGGGGAAGACUGUAGGGGCAUUAUGAAUCGCCAGUAUUCACCAAACUCAUCCGUGCAGAGGGACUUGGACUAUUAUCCUCCCUACCAUAGCAGCAUGAUCACUUCCCCUCCUUAUUCAGCAAGGGACUUUUCUAACAGAGAUUUUAGGGAAUACGGCAGGGAUCCUAGGAGAGAAAUGAGAGAACACAGAGCGCUUACAAGAGAAUCUAGUAGGGAUCACCCUAGGGACAUUAUAAGGGAAAGGGACCGCGACAGGGACAGGGAUAUGGGAAGGGACAGGGAUCUAGGAAGGGACAGGGAUAUGGGAAGGGACAGGGAUAUGGGAAGGGACAGAGAUCUAGGAAGGGACAGGGAUCUCGGAAGGGACCGUGACAGGGACAGGGAUAGGGAUCAGGGACAUGUCUUUGCCUUCCCCUCUCGUAUUGGCAGUGGCGACUACGACCAGCCGACCUCAAUCAUGAAAAGGUCUCCGAGUAUGAGUGCCUCUGUAGGUCGUCACUACGAAAAGCCAAUGCGACGUUCUGAUGGAGGGGGGACGUACAGAUCCUUACCACGUCCCUCGAAGUCCCGCGGAGAAGCGGAGGAGGAAGUUCUUAGGAAGUACCGCUCACUUGAUCGUCGCUUUGACCUACCCUUCAGUGGUUCACUCCCUCGGCCCGAACCGGAACCCGAACCUUGCGAGGACCCUCCUCAGCAUCAGCGCCGUUACAGCGGUUCCCCACGGCUCCGGUUCGCUGAUGAGAAGCACUUUCACUUGUACCACGACAAAGAGAAAAAACAAAGUGGUGUGAAUGAUAGAGAUGAGAGUUUUAUAUAAAAGAAGUUUUAUGAAAUACAUGUUUUUAUUGGUGUG